Messenger RNA from Macrosiphum euphorbiae (potato aphid), 252 nucleotides. The record is from the annotation of a GenBank genome assembly. NCBI's taxonomy places the organism in Eukaryota, Metazoa, Arthropoda, Insecta, Hemiptera, Aphididae.
AUGUUGUUAAUAAGUAAUAACAUUGUAGAACAUUGGUUGGAGUUGAAAACACAUUUUUCACUAGUGGUAAAAAAAGAAAAGUGUUAUGUUGCUAGAGUUUUAAAUGAGAUGUUGAAUGAUGAUGUAAAUUACUUAUAUUUGUUAAUAAUUAAACCAAUUCUAUAUGAAGUCAAAAAGUUUUGUCGAUAUUGGAAGAUAUUGGAACACUGUGUUGUGCGGAGAUAUGAAUUUGAACAAUACUCCGUGCCAUAG